AUGGAGUGGGCAUCAACGCAGUACCAGAGGCAAAAGGACGUCUGGGUUCCGUGGUUGGAAGACAUGUAUCUGAAGUAUUUUACCAGUGACAACAAAGCAAGCUACUCAACCAAACAAAACCUCGACCAGACCAAAGUAACUGGCAACGAGCAGGUGGAUAAGCUGCAGGACGGAGUAAAUGGAUUGGUUGCCGGACAACUGGGCCAAGGUGGACUCGCCCAGCCGAUUGGUGACCUUGUUUCGAAGGAAGGCAUCAACAGAGCCGAACGACAAGGCGUCGACCAGGAGGGUAAAUACCUGCCAAAACCUGAGGAUACUCUGGCUGGGAAAUGA
Messenger RNA from Pochonia chlamydosporia 170, 333 nucleotides. RefSeq lists its product as hypothetical. The record is from RefSeq and is a predicted model, not a curated record. Lineage: Eukaryota; Fungi; Ascomycota; Sordariomycetes; Hypocreales; Clavicipitaceae. The transcript is spliced from 2 exons. The coding region runs from base 1 to 333 and encodes 110 amino acids.